GGCUGGCUCAUGAAUAAAUGAGGGUAUGACAUCAUAAACAGAAUCAAGAAAGAAAGAAAGACAGGAUUAAAACCUAGCAAAAUGUCUUACGCAUAUCUUUUUAAAUAUAUUAUUAUUGGAGACACAGGAGUUGGAAAAUCAUGUCUUUUACUUCAAUUUACCGACAAGCGUUUUCAACCAGUACACGAUCUUACUAUAGGAGUAGAAUUUGGGGCCAGAAUGAUUACAAUUGAUGGAAAACAAAUCAAGUUGCAAAUUUGGGAUACGGCUGGUCAAGAAUCCUUCCGAUCUAUUACAAGGUCAUACUACCGAGGUGCUGCAGGUGCACUUCUUGUCUAUGACAUCACACGACGAGACACAUUCAACCAUCUAACAACAUGGCUAGAAGAUGCCCGUCAACAUUCAAGUUCAAAUAUGGUUAUCAUGCUUAUUGGAAAUAAGAGUGACCUUGAAGCUAGACGUGAUGUCAAGAAGGAAGAGGGAGAAGCAUUUGCAAGAGAGCAUGGAUUAAUCUUCAUGGAAACGUCUGCUAAGACUGCGGCAAAUGUUGAAGAGGCUUUCAUCAACACAGCAAAGGAAAUUUAUCAGAAAAUACAAGAGGGUGUGUUUGACAUCAACAAUGAGGCAAAUGGAAUAAAACUUGGACCUCAACACUCCCCAUCCAAUCCAUCAGUACCCCUUGGUGGUAGUAGAUCACAAGACAGUGGUGGAUGCUGCUAAAUCCCAUGUAUAGUGUACAUCAAAACCCAUGUUAACUCAACCUUCAAUUUCAUCUUGCUCCUGGUGCUGCAGGACAAGAUGUGCAGGGAUUCUCGGGGGAAUCCAGUGAAGGCUAAAAAGCCACUAAUGAAUUACCUAGUUGUCAAUAAAUGUGCAAUCAUUCAAUUAUGAAAGUUCUAAAAGUGCAAAUAAUAUGUUUAUGUGUUGUAAUAAAAGGGGGAUUCUUCAUCAA
Messenger RNA from Actinia tenebrosa (Australian red waratah sea anemone), 952 nucleotides. Its product is annotated as ras-related protein Rab-2. The record is from RefSeq and is a predicted model, not a curated record. Lineage: Eukaryota; Metazoa; Cnidaria; Anthozoa; Actiniaria; Actiniidae. Gene Ontology annotation, molecular function: GTP binding; GTPase activity.